CUGACAAUAGAAAUAUUUUGAUUUCUUAUUGAGGGUGAUUAAAAAUGAUUUCUGGAAUUUUAGAAACUAAAAUUUUCAUGGAAUAUACUUUAGAAAGAAGUGGUAAACUAUUUGCAGGUUACCACACAUUGAAUGAAACCUGGGAUUUUAUAAAUAUUUUUUCUUUCGACGAACUAAUUUUUAAUAAUGAAAGGGGAGAAGCAUAUGUGUUAGAAGAAAAAGAUGAACCUGACAAAGAUUGGGAGUUUAAUAAUAUUUUUAAUUUUAAUAAUAAUGUUCUAUAUAUAUACUUAAGACUGCAGGAUUAUACCACAAUUAACAAAAAAAUAUAUAAACAAUACACCUUUUAUCAUAAUGAAAAAAGAUAUACUUGCAACAGAAUAAUAAAAAUUAUGGAAGAUAAAGAAGUGGUUAUUCAUUACAAUCAAGAAAAACAAGAUAGUGGUGGAACAUGA
Messenger RNA from Centruroides sculpturatus (bark scorpion), 455 nucleotides. RefSeq lists its product as uncharacterized. Bases 45 to 455 code for a protein of 136 amino acids. NCBI's taxonomy places the organism in Eukaryota, Metazoa, Arthropoda, Arachnida, Scorpiones, Buthidae. The record is from RefSeq and is a predicted model, not a curated record. The transcript has 2 exons.